AUGUUAAACACUCAGUGCUGGAAAACGGGCCAACCGGACAACGGGAAUAAUGGAGGCGAUGCAACCGCAGCCGUUCUCCAGGAUGCGGACAAUUCAAUGCGAUUGCAGGCGUGUUGGAUCCGGUUGUGGGACAGGUGGGCGUGCGAACAGCGCACCGUGGUCCUGUACCAGAUGCACAUCAAUCACGCUCUGUCUCUGGAACGGUCCAAGCUAACGCUGGCCGGUGGCCGGGUGGUGUCGUGCAGGCCCAUCAAUCAGCAGCAGACGGGAGUGGGAUCCCGGUGCUGUAGCACGACCGUCACGGCCGCCGCAGUCACGCAGCCUGUGACCAGGUCAACCGCUGUGCAUUCUACCAGUAGGUGCAUCGCUUCGUCCACUGCUGAUGACGCUGCGAUAUACAACGUCAUCGGUGAAGCCACUGCCCCAACGGCCGCGUCGGCCACCGUAUUGGACGCUGCGGGCGCUCGCGACCUGCGCGUGCUGUCUACAGCCGUCGCCCGGCUUCGGGCGUCCGGCUGGUACUACGAGGGCACUGAGGCACAGGCCUGGGCCGCGGAAGCGCUGUCCAGCAUGCCGGCCGGCCGAUUUUGUGUUCGAGAUUCCAGACACUCGGAACACCUGUUUACGUUGGACGUGCAGACAGGCCGCACCGGUCAGUCCCGGCUCAUGAGCGUCCGGUUCACUUACGUGGAUGGCGUGUUCGGGCUGGACUCGAUGCCACGGCGCGCAGGUUCUCUCCGCUUCCCGAAGUUCCGGUGUCCGAUCGAGCUGAUCGACUACUACGUACGGCUGUCCCGGAUCGAGGCCGCCUGCCAGAUGCCCGUGUACCCCGUGUGGAUCGACCAGCGUGGUCAGUUCUUCUCGUGGAUGAACCUCCGCCGGCCAGUGGUCAAGGCCACCGCCGCAGGGUUUCCUUCACUGAAGCACAUGGCCCGCCUGGUGAUCAACCGGCACAAGGGCCUCAUCACCAUCACUCCUACAUCACUACCAAACGAACUGAUUGAAUAUUUACUUCAAUAUCCGUAUAGCCUGUGA
Molecule: messenger RNA, 1035 nt
Organism: Macrosiphum euphorbiae (potato aphid)
Lineage: Eukaryota; Metazoa; Arthropoda; Insecta; Hemiptera; Aphididae
Source: the annotation of a GenBank genome assembly